Molecule: messenger RNA, 1300 nt
Organism: Tremella mesenterica DSM 1558
Lineage: Eukaryota; Fungi; Basidiomycota; Tremellomycetes; Tremellales; Tremellaceae
Exons: 7
Coding region: 236-1300 (354 amino acids)
Biological process (GO): coenzyme A biosynthetic process
Cellular component (GO): cytoplasm; nucleus
Molecular function (GO): phosphopantothenate--cysteine ligase activity
Source: RefSeq, a predicted model, not a curated record
CAAACCUGCGACUUAGUCAUCGUGUUUCCAGUACCGUUACAAUAGGCGCGCGACCGGUCACAUCGACAUCUCUUCUGUCGAUCUACCUAGUAGCCGCUACGGAGCCGCUCUUCCGCUCCGUCCACUACACUACACUACGAGUAACUUACUCGACCGUAUCCGUACUCGUACUAUUCUACUAACUCCGACAUUCGACUCACUCUCUCAACAAUAUCACUCACUUUUGCUUUGAAGCAUGAGCACACCAUUCAGCACCGAUGAUUACUUUGCAACACAACGUCCUCCCCCAGGUCUGGAAGAGAAAGCGGCAAGGGUGGAUGAAUUUGUGAGACGAUGGGGUGAGGUAAAGGGUAAAAGGGUGGUUUUGGUCACUAGUGGAGGUACUACAGUUCCUCUGGAAUCUAACACCGUAAGGUUUCUUGAUAACUUUUCAGCUGGAACUAGAGGAGCAACAUCCGCUGAAUAUUUUCUUUCUUCAAAUUACGCUGUCAUAUUCUUACAUCGAUUACAUUCCUUGAGACCUUUUAGUAGACAUUAUUCUCAUUCCCUUAACCCAUUUUUGGAUCUAUUACAAAUUGUUCCUUCUUCACCUUCAAAAGAAUCACAAAUAAUAGUUCCCAAACAACACGUAACGAAACUCUUGCCAAUCUUACAAGCAUAUAACAAAGCUCAGUCCGAAGAGACUUUAUUGAGUAUAGAUUUUCAAACGAUUAAUGAAUAUCUUUGGUUAUUGAGACGGAUUUCUGCUAGUUUAUCACCUUUAGGAAGAAGAGGAAUGUUUUAUUUAGCUGCGGCUGUGUCAGAUUUCUUCUUACCAGAGGAGAAGAUGGCUGAACAUAAAAUCCAAUCAAGUCAAGGAACGUUAUCAUUAGAAAUGGAUCAAGUACCUAAAGUACUUAAACCUUUAGUACAAGAAUGGACACCGGAAGGUUAUAUUGUCAGUUUCAAACUCGAAACGGAUCAAUCUUUACUCGUACCUAAAUCCCGAGCGGCAUUAAGUCGAUAUGGUCAUCAAAUGGUAAUCGGUAACACACUAAAGAAACGGAAAUACGAAGUUGUUUUUGUUGAACGUUCUCCUUCUUCUCAUUCCAUUAUUCUACCCUCGUCAAAUACGCACGGAGCAGAAACCCCUCCUUUAUUACCUGAACAAGAAACGAAGGAAUUUCAAGAAACGUGGGUGAGAUUGGAAGAAAGAGAUGGGGAAUCUAUGCCUGGUUUUGGAGAAAUCGAAAUUGAGAGUCUUAUAGUUGCGGAAUUACAAAUUAGACAUGAUAGAUGGAUAAGGGCUGGAGUUGUUUGA